This is a messenger RNA of Colletotrichum destructivum, 1193 nucleotides long. Its product is annotated as Putative large ribosomal subunit protein uL29m. The transcript has 2 exons. The coding region runs from base 149 to 970 and encodes 273 amino acids. NCBI's taxonomy places the organism in Eukaryota, Fungi, Ascomycota, Sordariomycetes, Glomerellales, Glomerellaceae. The record is from RefSeq and is a predicted model, not a curated record. Gene Ontology annotation, molecular function: structural constituent of ribosome. Gene Ontology annotation, cellular component: mitochondrial large ribosomal subunit; mitochondrial ribosome. Gene Ontology annotation, biological process: mitochondrial translation.
CCGGUAAGUUGUUCACCCGCAGCCGUCACAAUUCCAUGCCUGAUUGGAUAGAUACUCGCCCAAAUUUCUGAACAGGCGAAAUAGCUCGGGCUCUCAGAAAGGGAUUCGUGAUCCUUACCAUCAGCCUCGUCGAUCCCAUUUGCCAGAGAUGGCGAACCCCAAUGCGAUGCGGCCAUCGAUAGGUCGCGCACUGCGACUCCAAGAGACCCGCCAAUGGCUCCUCGCGACGUCGACAACGGCAGCGCAGUCCCGAACCGCAGCGGCGUGCUUCUCGACCUCGGCCGCCCAAUCGGUGCGCAAGACCCGCGACAACAACCGCCUGCGAGGUGUCAGUACCAUGAAGAGAACUGGACCCCGUGAGCCGCUCUCCGUAUCAUGGGAGACUCUUCCCAAACCUGCGAACUACAAGCCCGAGGUUGCGGUUGACCCGAACCACGGGCUCUGGGGCUUCUUUUACGGCAAGAACAAGCUUAUGCAGACGCCCAAGGAGGACCAGUCCCACGGCCGCCCAUGGACGGUGGAAGAACUGCGAAAGAAGGAUUGGGAAGACCUUCACACGCUGUGGUAUGUCUGUCUGAAGGAGAGGAACCGCAUCUCGACGACGAAUCGCGAGCGGGAGAGACGCAGGCUUGGAUUCGGCGCCUACGAGGCCAACGAGAGGGACGAGACGGUUGUCACGACGAUGAAGGCCAUCAAGCACGUCCUGACCGAGCGCUUCUACGUUUGGGAAGAUGCGCGCAGGCUGGCGGAGGAGGACCCUGAGAUCGAUCUUUCCGGCGAGGGAGAGGCCUACAAGCCUCUGUCGGAGGACAUUCAGGAUCCGACGAGUAACAAAUAUCUGGCCGAUGGGGGUGAAGCCGCGGCGGUCGAUCUACCAGUCGCCGAGGCUCCGAGCGAGCCUGAGGCGGGGGAGGUUAAGCGGGCGCGAAGGAUGCCCGUCAAGUCCUCGCUGCCGAGACCGAGGUUUUGAGCAGCCAAGUAGCUGUAUUCUCCCCGUCCGGCAUGAGAGCAUACAAAGGGGGAGCCAUGUAUCAUUGUAUCCAGACAUGUAAAGACUCUUGUACGAUACGAAUUUUGUGUGCUAGGCGUAACAUCUGAAGCCGUCCAAAAAGGAAAAAGAAAACAAAUCAUUGAUUCCCCUACACGUCAUUGGCUGUAGAAAUGCAGCCUGCGAUUGAAGCACUACAAACUAC